UCUAACUAAGAUAAUCGCCGCCCAAAACCCCAUCAUAUUAUCAAUUAAUCAACUUUAUUCGCCUUAUCCCAUCACGAUACUCUUCUCUUUCCCCCCCCAACGCUUUACGAAUCGCCCCUUCAAUAUUCAAACAAGCCGACGCUUGUUUACAAAAGUCUCAUCUUCAGAGAUUAUUAGACCAUCCUACAACCCUACAACCAAAACCCCUCCAAAACCCUUCCAGGUCAGAUCAAGAUGUCGACUGCCGCCCGCCGUCGUUUAAUGCGAGACUUCAAGCGCAUGCAGACUGACCCUCCCGCUGGUGUAUCUGCUUCUCCUGUCCCCGACAAUGUUAUGACUUGGAACGCUGUCAUCAUUGGACCUGCCGAUACCCCGUUCGAAGAUGGAACCUUCCGGCUUGUGAUGCACUUCGAGGAGCAAUACCCGAACAAACCACCUGCCGUUAAAUUCAUCAGCCAGAUGUUCCACCCCAACGUCUAUGCCACAGGCGAGCUGUGCCUAGAUAUCCUCCAGAACCGAUGGAGCCCCACGUACGAUGUUGCGGCUGUCUUGACGAGCAUUCAAAGUCUACUCAACGACCCCAACACCGGUUCUCCUGCGAACGUGGAGGCGUCCAACCUGUACAAGGACAACCGAAAGGAGUACACUAAGAGGGUUCGCGAGACGGUAGAGAAGAGCUGGGAGGAUUAAGCUACCCCUCUGGACCAUCAGAACCCAAUAUCAACCAUGGGCUUGACGCAAAUGGCAAUCAUCUCAACUAGAUUCUACACGCGCUGGGUAUGGGCUUCUGGCCAGAUUUAUUCACAAACGGGUAUGAUACCCCAGAGACUGGAGUGGCAGAGAUUCGUCUCAAGAGGCGCAAAGGUUCGGCGUUUUGGCGGGCGUCGAACAGGAGGGAUUAUCGAAUUUUCCAGGUUGAGGUGCUCUGGAGAAGCCCAUUCUCCUUGAAACCCGGAUGAUCACAUUAUGGACCACUACUUUAUAUC
Molecule: messenger RNA, 986 nt
Organism: Daldinia loculata
Lineage: Eukaryota; Fungi; Ascomycota; Sordariomycetes; Xylariales; Hypoxylaceae
Product: ubiquitin-conjugating enzyme E2 2
Exons: 4
Coding region: 235-690 (151 amino acids)
Biological process (GO): DNA repair; proteasome-mediated ubiquitin-dependent protein catabolic process; protein polyubiquitination
Cellular component (GO): HULC complex
Molecular function (GO): ubiquitin conjugating enzyme activity
Source: RefSeq, a predicted model, not a curated record